Moneuplotes crassus is the source of this 1113-nucleotide messenger RNA. The record is from the annotation of a GenBank genome assembly. Lineage: Eukaryota; Ciliophora; Spirotrichea; Euplotida; Euplotidae.
AUGUUCGGAUCUACUUCUAAAAUAGUGCCCACUUGGGAAAAUAACAAGACAACUGAGCCUGGUGAUACAUUAUGAGAAAAAGGCCCAGAGGAUAGCAUAACCGCAAUAAGGUUUUCAAACAGCCCGAAUCUAGAGACAGAUUCUCAGUUUAUUUCAUGCUCUUCUUGGGACGAGACUGUAAAAAUAUGGGAAAUCAGCAGUCCUUUCGGAAAAAGCGUCAACUCCAGCUUAAAAGGAAGUACUUCAAUGGAUGCAUCUGUGUUGAGUCAUUGUUGGUCACCAGACAAUACAGUACUCUUUGGAGCAUGUGUAGAUAGUCAAGUCAAGAUGUGGGAUAUUGGGAAAGAUUCGAUUCAGCAGGUUGGAGUUCACGAUUCUUGUGUCAAAGAUAUUUGCUUUUGAGAGAAAAAUAAUCUGAUAAUUUCUACUGGGUGGGAUGGUCAUAUGAAGUUCUGGGAUUUGAGAUCAAGCACUCCAGUAUUUGACAUCUCGGUUGAGCCAGCGAAGAUUUGGUCGUUCUCUUAUUGAUAUCCAUUGAUGGUAGGAUUGUUAAGCGACAAUACCAUCUUUGUUUUUGACAUUGAUAAAAUUACUAAGAAGGCAGUAACCUGACCUGACAAAAUAUCUGAAAGCCCUCUUAAAUACCAAAACAGAUGAGUAGAGGUUUUUCCAGAUGCAAAAGGGUAUAUAGUAUCAUCAAUAGCAGGUAGAUGAGGAGUAGUCAAUAUUGAUUUCAAUAACUUAGAUGCCACAUCAAAUUCUGAUUUUAAGUUCAAAUGCCAUAGAGUUAAUUCGAAUAAUAACGAUGCUUAUGCAGUUCACCAAAUUUCAUUCAACAAGAAGUAUAGCACUUUUGCUACUUGUGGAGGAGAUGGAAACUACUUCAUUUGGGAUAAAAAGAAUAAGAAAAGACUCAAAACAACAAGAGGAUGUGACGCCCCAAUUACAGCAUGCAAGAUGAACGACAAUGCAUCAAUGGUAGCUUACAGCUUUGGAUACGACUGGUCAAAGGGCUACAACACCAGCACACCACCCCCAGUCGGCCUAUUCAUCCACCCAACCACUGAAAAUGAAAUCAAGGGCUAAACCCUUACCAUCAGAAAAUAUCAAAAA